Molecule: messenger RNA, 1497 nt
Organism: Mesorhabditis spiculigera
Lineage: Eukaryota; Metazoa; Nematoda; Chromadorea; Rhabditida; Rhabditidae
Source: the annotation of a GenBank genome assembly
AUGGCCGCAGUGGACGUGAACCAGGGCAUCACCGGCCACAAGACGGCCACCAUUCGCAACUACAACACUCAGCCGCGUCUGAUCUACAAGACCGUGGUUGGUGUGAACGGUCCGCUCGUCAUCCUCAACGACGUCAAGUUCCCGCAGUUCAACGAGAUUGUCAACAUCACCCUCCCCGAUGGCACCAAGCGCUCCGGCCAGGUGCUCGAGAUCACCCGCAACAAGGCCGUCGUCCAGGUCUUCGAGGGAACGUCCGGAAUUGACGCCAAGAACACCAUCUGCGAGUUCACCGGCGACAUUUUGCGCACGCCCGUCUCGGAGGACAUGUUGGGCCGUAUCUUCAACGGAUCCGGAAAGCCCAUUGACAAAGGGCCGCCCGUCCUUGCCGAGGACUUCUUGGACAUCAACGGCCAGCCGAUCAACCCGUGGUCCCGUAUCUACCCCGAGGAGAUGAUCCAGACCGGAAUCUCGGCCAUCGACGUCAUGAACUCCAUCGCCCGUGGGCAGAAGAUCCCCAUCUUCUCCGCCGCCGGUCUGCCCCACAACGAAAUUGCCGCCCAGAUUGUGCGACAGGGAGGUCUCGUCAAGCUGCCCGCCUCGGAGCGCAAGCACGGCACCGGCGAGGACGCCAACUUCGCCAUCGUGUUCGCCGCUAUGGGUGUGAACAUGGAGACUGCCCGCUUCUUCAAGCAGGAUUUCGAGGAGAACGGUUCGAUGGAAAACGUGUGCCUGUUCCUGAACUUGGCCAACGACCCGACCAUCGAGCGUAUCAUCACCCCGCGUCUCGCCCUCACCGCCGCCGAGUUUUUCGCCUACCAAUGCGAGAAGCACGUGCUCGUCGUGUUGACCGACAUGUCCUCGUACGCUGAGGCUCUGCGUGAGGUGUCUGCCGCCCGUGAAGAGGUGCCCGGUCGUCGUGGUUUCCCCGGAUACAUGUACACCGAUUUGGCCACCAUCUACGAGCGUGCCGGUCGUGUCGAGGGUCGUGACGGUUCGAUCACCCAGAUUCCCAUCCUUACUAUGCCCAACGACGACAUCACUCACCCUAUCCCCGAUCUGACGGGAUACAUUACGGAGGGACAGAUCUACGUCGAUCGUCAGUUGCACAACAGACAGAUCUACCCACCAAUCAACGUGCUCCCCUCGCUGUCGCGUCUCAUGAAGUCGGCUAUUGGAGAGGGCAUGACCCGAGAAGACCACUCGGACGUCUCGAACCAGCUGUACGCUUGCUACGCCAUCGGCAAGGACGUGCAGGCGAUGAAGGCCGUCGUCGGAGAGGAAGCCCUGUCGGCUGACGAUCUCCUCUACCUCGAGUUCCUCAUCAAGUUUGAGAAGAACUUCAUCGCCCAAGGCAACUACGAGAACCGGACAGUGUUCGACUCGCUGGACAUUGGCUGGCAACUGCUGCGCAUCUUCCCCCGCGAGAUGCUGAAGCGUAUCCCCGAGUCGACGCUCGACAAGUACUACCCACGUGGAGGAGCCGGAGGAGAUAAGCAG